Sceloporus undulatus (fence lizard) is the source of this 3278-nucleotide messenger RNA. It is a transcript of the gene PALMD, whose product is annotated as palmdelphin. The transcript is spliced from 9 exons. Gene Ontology annotation, biological process: regulation of cell shape. NCBI's taxonomy places the organism in Eukaryota, Metazoa, Chordata, Lepidosauria, Squamata, Phrynosomatidae. Gene Ontology annotation, cellular component: membrane; cytoplasm. The record is from RefSeq and is a predicted model, not a curated record. The coding region runs from base 126 to 1793 and encodes 555 amino acids.
AAUCAGAUGGUGGUUUUUAUCCUUCCAGCUUGGGACUCUGACCUGAUGCAAUUUAUGAUGUGGCCCUGAGCAUUGUUGCAGCAGAACAGGACAGCUACUUGGUUUCAUUCCUGUUCCGUGGAAGAAUGGAAGAAGCCGAACUGCUGAAAGAAAGAUUGCAGGCCAUCACAGACAAGAGGAAACUGCAAGAAGAAAUCACACAGAAACGCCUUAAAGUAGAAGAAGAAAAACUAAAACAUCAGCACUUGAAGAAAAAAGCUCUGCGUGAAAAAUGGCUCUGGGAUGGAUUAAAUACAUUUACUCCAAAAGAACAGGAAGAAAUGCAAAACCAGAGUCGAGAGGAUCAACAACGGAUGAGUGAGCUGGAACAAAAUAUCCUGAGACUUGAGGAAGAAAUUGAAAAUCUCGAGAAAGAGGAACUGACAAUCUCCGCUAAAGAAAAGGCCAUAUUAAAGAAGCUUAAAUCAGUUGAAAGGACCACAGAGGAUAUUAUAAAGUCUGUGAAGGUGGAAAGAGUAGAGACUAAAGAAGAACCUGCUGACUACAUAUAUGCCAACAUACCAGAUCUUCCCAAAUCUUUCAGACCAUCUGCACUUAAAAGAACAGGGCACAUAGAAACAGAAGAUGAUGAAGAAAACCGGAAAGCCCUGUUUGCUAUGGAAAUCAAAGUUGAAAAAGACAUGAAGACUGGGGAAAGCACAGUUUUAUCAACAAUACCACUUCCGUCAGAUGAAUUUAAAAGUGCAGGAGUGAAAGUGUAUGAUGAUGGCCGAAAGUCUAUUUAUGCAGUAUGUGCCAACGGAAGCGUCAAAAACAAUGAAGUGGAUGACCUUGCCCCUGUUGAAGUGGAGGACCUCUUAAGACAAGCAACUGAAAAACAGUCCAAAUCACCCACUGAAUAUCAUGAGCCAGUAUAUGCAAACCAGUUUUGCAGACCCACAACUCCUCAGAAGGAUAAGUUAGCCCAGGGACUGAAUGGUGACAAAGGUGCUACUCCAAGUAAGAUUAACAGACUUGACUAUUUUUUAAAUGAACCUACCAGUACUAGAGACAAACUGCCUCACACCAAAGAAAAUGGUCUAGAUCAUUCAAAGAGUGAUCAGAAAAAUCUUCACUCCCCAGGUCUUCAGCAAGCAGGAGGUUCUCUACCAAUCAGUCCUCCAAACAAGGUAGCAACAAAUGUUCAAAGGGAAAUUAUACAAGAAGCUGUUGGCAAGAUGAGAGAAAACCAACAAGAUCCAUAUCUGAGAAAAACUGUAAACACUAAUGAAAGGCCUUCUCCUAUAACACUAAAAAGUGAUGAAGAUUCUAGUUACAGUGUAGUCCAAGCUGUACCAUGUUACGUGGAUGACACAGAACCUGUUACAAUGAUUUUUAUGGGAUACCAGCAAGUGGAUGAUGAAGAACUCAAUAAAACUGUCUGUGGAUAUGAUGGGAUUAUCCAUGCAGAACUUGUUGUCAUCGAUGAUGAUGAUGGAGAGGAAGAGGACAGCAAGGAGAACAAUAAAGCUGAGACACCCUUGUAUCAUCCAGUGGGUCCUUACAGCCAGGUCUACCAGCCACCCAGCCAAACAGGAGCAACUCGACAGGGAAACACCAACAAAAUUGCUGGUGACAAUACAAAUGACUCACCUUACAAAAAUUCCAUUUCACUCAAGGAACAAGAGGAAAGUUUAAGCCACUCUACCUACAAUGGUCAACUCGAUAGCCAGUUAGCAGGUGAUGGAACUGAAGAUCCCUCCUUAACAGCUCUGAGAAUGAGAAUGGCAAAACUGGGGAAAAGGGUGAUUUAACAUCUGUAGCGGAAUAAUGCUAAGUAUCUGGAUGUGUGAUAUGAACCAAAAGAAGAAUUUUCUACAUUUUUGUCCUGGGUGGCUUUUGCUUAUUCAGAUAUACAUACAUAGGAAUAAUGGCACUUUAUAUGGAAGAAAAAUGGACAGCGAUAAAAUUUGCCACUCCAGAUCCAUAAUAAUUUAAAAUUUGGAGGCCCUUUUAAGGAUGACUGGUAAGAAUAAUUGGAAAUUUUCAGUGUUAAGAUUUGUUCUAGGAACCUAAGAGCCAGUAUCUUGAACACACACACACACACCCUUAACAACAUGUGUUACUACAUCAGGGAUGGACAAUUGUGGAAUCACAGGGGACCACGUUAGCCUCCCAGGGGAACUUCAAGGGUCGCAGCCUCUCAAUACACCAGCUCCUGAAAAGAAUAAACUUGUUUUGCCUUUAGGCAAACCACUUCUUAUUUACUUCCUCUAUCAAAAAAAGGCUUUUCCUUGUCCUAAAUUGGUCCAGGGUGGUCCCAAAACAUGGUGGAAACAUGGUAGUAAUGCGGGGGCAAAACCAUUUUUGGAAAAUUAUUUUUGGGAAAAAGUUGGUCAUGUUGCUCUGGGGUGCCCAGGAGCUUCCAAACAUGGUAGAUCUGCCCUCUACCCGCCCUAGAGAGAUUUGGGUGGGCAUUUUGGAGCAAACAAAAAUUGCUCACACAAAAACUGGUUUCCUGUAGGGUCACAAAAAUGACCCAGAAGCACAUGUAGCCAACUCUGUGUUACAGUAUAACUUUUGUAUUUUCUAAAACCACUUACUUGGCCAGAUACAGACUAGAGUUCAUCAUGACAUUUGCAAUUAUCACAGUCCAUCCAUCCCUUCACCUUAGAGGUCAGGCAAAUAUGUUUUUUGUUGUUUGAUUCUUACUGACUAGAAGAGAAAGGGAAUGUUAAAGAGGUAACUGGCAACUACCAGCCUGAAGACAGGAGGAACUUUAUUCCAGCAGCCAGCUUUGGUUGAAAUUAUUCUUACCUAACUAGAUGCACCUACCUGCUUAAGAACUUUUGUCUUCCGUAGAGCUAACUGGUUUUACUAGAGGCUAUGUUUCAAGUUUCAGCCUGCUUCAUAUUAACAAAGUACAUAUAUUUGCAAGGGGGAGCUAAAUGAAAUAACAGAUUAUGCUUUCAAAUCUUAGAUUUCUAUUUGCCCCAGGAAAUUUAGGCUCAUGUGGAUCUUUUUUAUGUGUUCAACUUGGCCACCGUGUCCAAAAAGAGCUAACUGCUAUUAAACCUGAGCAAGAGCACCACACAGUGUCUCCAUAGUGGAAGUGGCAUUCCUAACAUUCUGUUUUAUAUGAAACCAAUACUAAACGUGACAACACUGCCCCUUCUCUACAAAAGACAGAAAUGACAACAAGGAAAGAUGGAUUAGUUCUGGGGUCCAGCCUCAGAAAUGUAUCAACAGUAUACCUUGUGAAAGACUUUGGCUUUAUUUUAUUAAAGGAAGGAGGAUAC